Molecule: messenger RNA, 519 nt
Organism: Aspergillus pseudotamarii
Lineage: Eukaryota; Fungi; Ascomycota; Eurotiomycetes; Eurotiales; Aspergillaceae
Exons: 1
Coding region: 1-519 (172 amino acids)
Source: RefSeq, a predicted model, not a curated record
AUGUAUAACUCCCAUAAUCAUACUUUCCCAUCUUAUAAACACAUUAACCCCCUCCAUCACUCCUUCUGCGCUCCUGUUAUUGGCACGUUUGGUAACACAAUCCAUGUUCUUCAUCUCCUACCCGAGAACGGCAACAUCGAACGCUUCAGCCUCACAACCCAAUCUUCCACCUUCCGUCACAGCGGAGCUACAGAGCAGGCGAGCGAGCAGAUCGGCGCGGUCACGCUUCACGUUGGAGAUGGGGAGACUGCCAACAGCUUCCUCGACGACGUUGAGACACAAAUCCGUAAGCUGCGGAAUGAUUGCCUGCGCUCGAACCCGGCGCAGCUGCAGAUAGGUAGUGUUGAGGUGACUCAGUUAGUGCAAGUUGUCAUUCAGCCCGCGGCGCUUGAUGCGAUUCACGAAAGAGAGGGGCGAGAUCGCUCUAUGCACGCGACGCAGACGUGCCCUGUUUUUGUUGUUUACAUCACACGCUCGAGAGCAGGGAUGAUUUUGACUGAGCCGACAAGCGUUUCUUAA